UUUGAAAUACCAUCAAAUUAAUUAAAUUAAUUUUUUUUUGAAAUACCAUCAAAUUAAUUACAUAGAACUUUUCUGAAGACCAUUUCUUUGGUUGGCGCGGUGGUCGGUGACCUGAAGCCACCUUGAAAUCGUCCUCUGUUUCCUUCUUCUGCAGCUUCAAGGAGAACUUUGGCUGCACCGUCAUCUUGGCUACCACCACUCGUCUCUUUCCUUCACCACCCCUCGUCAAAUCUUUUCUCGGCGACGGAUUCAUUAUCUUCUCCUCAACUGUCUCCUUGCAUGCGGCUCCACUUUUUCUCAACUUCCAUGCUUCGCUGGAGAAAUCUCGCGCUCCUUCUCUUGGCCGGAACUCUCGGGUUUCCAUUCUUCGCUUGCUCCUUGAGAUUAUACAUGAAUUGUGUGAUCUUAUCCCUUACAAUCUUCAGAUCCAACGUAAUAUUCACCAUGAACUCUUCGAUCCCUUCUUCCUUGCUGCCGUUCUCCACAGAUUUGAAUGGUGUUGCGGUUGUUGCUUUGAUGCUCAGACUCGACGAAUUGAAACGGGAACGAAACAGAGGAGCCAACAAAUUGAAACCGGAGAUUGGCGUCGAAUUCGGGAAAGUUCAUGGCUACUCCAGUUAAAAUCUCAUGGGUCCUUGGUAGCAAUUCAGGGAGAUUUGAUUUGCUAAAGCCACAUGGCAGCAACUGUUUAGCACCAUCGGAAGCUGAUAACAACCAAACAGCAGCUCGCAUGACCAACACAGGAGUCAAACGGGAAGCCUUGAAGAGUUUCCAGACAAUAAGUUACGCUGCUGAUCUGAAUAUUCCUGGCCUAGACACAGAGUGCGUCAUAUGUCUCUCAGAGUUCGUAUCCGAAGAGCGUGUGAAGCUGCUACCGACAUGCCACCAUGGAUUCCAUGUCCGGUGUAUAGACAAGUGGCUUAGUUCACACUCAUCAUGUCCAACGUGCAGACACUGCCUCGUGGAGACCUGCCAGAAGAUUGCCGACUGCAGCCAAACAAGGUCGUUGAACCCUCCUCAACCACCACAAGACAGCAUCAUCGUGCAAAUAGCACCACUACAACCAGAAAGAUGGAUACGCUGUUUUAGGAACAGAGCAACUGAAGUCGUUUUCUUCCUCGGCAGCCGCGGAGACUCGAAGAGGUAGAACAAGCAAGUAGAUAACCAAACGCGAACGCAGGGUGUUUCCAAGUUUACUCAUCUCUGGGUCCCUUACGAUGGAAGGAUGGUUU
Messenger RNA from Brassica oleracea var. oleracea, 1232 nucleotides. Its product is annotated as RING-H2 finger protein ATL78. The transcript is spliced from 4 exons. The record is from RefSeq and is a predicted model, not a curated record. Gene Ontology annotation, biological process: protein ubiquitination. NCBI's taxonomy places the organism in Eukaryota, Viridiplantae, Streptophyta, Magnoliopsida, Brassicales, Brassicaceae. The coding region runs from base 605 to 1147 and encodes 180 amino acids. Gene Ontology annotation, molecular function: transferase activity.